Messenger RNA from Penicillium soppii, 1710 nucleotides. Its product is annotated as putative tannase. The record is from RefSeq and is a predicted model, not a curated record. Lineage: Eukaryota; Fungi; Ascomycota; Eurotiomycetes; Eurotiales; Aspergillaceae. The transcript is spliced from 3 exons. The coding region runs from base 1 to 1710 and encodes 569 amino acids.
AUGCGCGCUACCUUUUGGACCUAUGCGGCUGUGGUGGCCUCGGCUGCGGCCGCGUCCACCUCUCUCAGUGACAUUUGUACCGUGUCCUAUGCAAAGAAGGCAUUGCCAAUUGGUGCUCUCCAGGGUGUUACUGUUGAUACCUCCUCGGUUUCCGCCAGUCUCGUCACCAACUUCACUGCCAGCUCCAUAUUCUACCCUACAUCGACAUUCGACUACUGCAAUGUGACUUUCGCUUACUCUCACGAUGGCAUCGAGGGAGACGUUGUUCAUGUGCAGUAUUGGCUUCCAGCACCAGGCCAAUUCAAGAACAGAUAUGUCUCCACCGGUGGUGGUGGCUGGGCUAUCAACUCGGGAUCUUCCUCUAUUCCUACCGGCGUUAUCGUUGGCGGUGUUGGCGGUUUGACCGAUGGAGGAUUUGGAAGCUUCAAUACACAAUUCAGCUCUGUUGCCCUUUUGGAAAAUGGUACUAUCAACUGGCAAGCAACUUACAUGUUUGGCUACCAAGCACAGCAUGAGCUGGCUGUACUGGGCAAGGAGCUGACUCGAAACAUCUACGACGUGCCGUCCAGUGACAAAAUAUACUCAUACUAUCAAGGCUGCUCCGAGGGAGGUCGUGAGGGGUGGAGCCAAGUCCAACGGUUCCCCGAUCAGUUUGAUGGUGUAGUCGCUGCUGCUCCGGCCUUCCGCUGGGCACAGCAGCAAGUCAACCAUCUGACUGGUAACGUUAUUCAGAAAACUCUCGACUACUACUCCCCGAGCUGUGAGCUAGAAAAGAUUAUGAACAUGACCAUCGCAAGCUGCGAUCCCUUGGAUGGCAGAACUGAUGGCAUUGUAUCACGGUCUGAAUUGUGCCUGGCACACCUCGACUGGAACAAAAUCCUAGGCGCUUCUUACUCGUGCCCUGCUGUCAAAGGCUCUGGCUAUUCAUCCGCCACGCCGGCACAGACUGGCAAGGUAUCAGCCAAGGCCAUCGAAGUCAUCAAGACAUAUUGGAAUGGCUUGCAUGACUCCGAUGGGAAGCGUGUUUACUUUACCUACCAGCCUGGUUCGACAUUCACGGAUCUUGCAACCGCGUAUGACUCCUCUGCCGAUAGCUGGGAACUCGACAUCAGUGGGCUUGGUGGUAUUUGGGUCGGUCUUUUCAUUGACCUUUUGCAAGAGACCAACAUCCCCACAUUGGACAACGUGACCUAUGAUACUCUCAAGGAAUGGAUGAUCUUUUCGCAGAAGAAAUAUGAUGAUAUUCUCCAAACGACAUACCCAGACCUGACUGAUUUUCAAGCUGCCGGUGGCAAAGUGCUUCAUGUCCACGGAGAGCAGGACUUCUCUAUUCCUACCGCAUCUUCUAUCCGCUACUGGAACUCGGUCAGACAGAUCAUGUUCCCCAGCAAGUCUUAUAGAGCAGGCGCAGCUGCUCUCGAUGACUUUUACCGAUUGUUCCUCAUUCCUGGUGUGGGACACUGUGCCGUCAACUCAUAUCAACCUGGUGCACCUUGGCCACAGACAACCCUCCAGACUCUCAUUGACUGGGUUGAGAAUGGGAAGGCGCCAGCGACACUCGCUGGGUCUGAAGAGAUUGACACCAUGUGCCGAUGGCCUCUACGCCCACUGUGGACUGACAGCGGGAAGAAGUUCUCUUGUGUCUAUAGCCAGGCGUCGGUCGAUAGCUUCACUUAUGAUCUGGACGCUUAUAAGCUUCCAGUAUACUAG